Solanum tuberosum (potato) is the source of this 1582-nucleotide messenger RNA. RefSeq lists its product as uncharacterized. Lineage: Eukaryota; Viridiplantae; Streptophyta; Magnoliopsida; Solanales; Solanaceae. The coding region runs from base 86 to 1099 and encodes 337 amino acids. The record is from RefSeq and is a predicted model, not a curated record. The transcript is spliced from 7 exons.
CUCCAACAUAUUUCUUUACAGGAGCUCGCAUUUAAAGCCAAUGGAAUUAGUGGGAUGACCCCAAUUUUCAGAAGGGAGAAGAAAAAUGAGCCGGCCAUUGUUCUCUUUCAAAUUCGUCUUCUUCUUCUCCCUUUCUCUUGCCGCUUCAUACACUGUCACUUCAACCCCAACAUUCUACUCCUUCCGUAAGCUCAAACUACGUUCCUCCUUCGCCUCCCCAUCCGUACCGAAGGCCUCAGCCGCCGAUUUGCUCGCUCUGUUGGGCCCACCUCAACAAGCCUUAGCUGUCAACUCUCAAGAGGCGCGUCAGCUACGUUCUUGCUUCAAAUUCCUAGUUCCUUUUUCUCCGAGUUCUCAGACUCCGAAUAGACGCUCCUUGAGUUCGAAAUUGAGUGAUGAUCGAAGGAGUAUAAGCGAAGAGAAUGAGCUUAUUUGGUGGCCGCCGGCGCCGGUAAUGGAGCUUGCUCGGCUCGCUGUUGACUCUGGUGGUGAUACUGCGUCUAUUCAAAGGACUCUUGAUCCAACAGUCAUCCCUGUUCCUGACAUUGAAGGAUCAAAGGAAGACCGAUGUGAACUUACCAGAACUCCUUAUGGGAGACUGUUUAUUAAUGAGGAGAUAAAUUCAUACCUCGAAUCUUUGUUUGAAAUGAUUGUUGCUCGGGGACCCGGUGUUGGGCUGAAUGUAUCAUUGUCGCGCUUUGAUUUCUUUCAUGGUCAUGUCUUUCUUGCCAGAGACUCUGGAAGACUUGGGAUCUUGUUCCAUGCUAAGGAGUAUCCAGCAUAUGAUAAGGAAGUUUUUCCUUGCAACAUGGGCUACUGCCAAAUAGGAACUAAUGUUUCUUAUGACGAUUCAAUGAAUUUGCAUAACAUAUUGUGGCUAGCUCCAUUAGCUAGCAACUCCUCAAAUGAAUGGUUAGCACCAGGAGUCUUAGUUGUCCUGGAUGCACGUCCAACUGGAGUCAUAUGCAAGGACCUCAUACCUGAGUAUGUUCAAAUUGCCAGGACCCUGUAUGAAGAUGAUUUUGGGGACGUUGCUUUUGAUGUUAACUACCUAAACACAGGAGGUGAACCACCUAAGUUUCAAAUUUUCAUUUGCUGACCUCUUUGGAAAGGUUUGACUGUCAAUUAGCAGUUUCACGAAGUGAGAAUCCAUAUACUCAAUAGAUAUUGCUUAUCAAUGUCAUGUAAUUUCUCUGCCCGAAUCGAAAUGCAUCUUUGAAAUAUUUACUUGCAGCACUACUGUCAUCAGUAUUUGAUUCUAGCGCAUUCAAGUGGAUGGUUGUUUGGAAAAGGCAUUGUUUGAAGGAGAUAUUACUAUUAGAAUCGCGAGUCUUUAGUCAUUUAGUUUGUGAGGGGAAAUCCUUAUGACAUAUAUCCUCUCUUGAUUGUCCUGUGAAGCUUGGACAAUGAAACAAUGAUUGAACUGUGGGGUGUAGAGUAGGAUUUGUGGGUUCAUAGAAACCCAAUAGCUUUUGUUUAUUCCACGUUUAUAUAAUAAGAAAUCCAUUAAACAUUUAAUAUUUAAUUGUAAACUCAGUUAUUACUCUACAUUAAUUUGAGGUUGCUUAUGAACUUGUAUGUA